Messenger RNA from Marmota flaviventris (yellow-bellied marmot), 855 nucleotides. The record is from RefSeq and is a predicted model, not a curated record. Lineage: Eukaryota; Metazoa; Chordata; Mammalia; Rodentia; Sciuridae.
AUGAACAAAAUGAUGCCGCUCAUUGAAAAGGAACACGUUUUAGAAGUAGCCCACAAGGCCCGGCUGCUGGUGUCCCUGCCAGGGGCAGCAGAGGGAGAGGAGGAUGCUGGGUGCUGGAGCGGAGGGGCCUCGGGCUUUAAAUCUUGGCGCCAGGAGGCAGGUCUCCCGACCCUAGACUUUCUUCUGGCGUCAGGGGCACGCACACACUCUCUUUGCUAUGACUUCACCGUCAAUUGUAAGCCAGCACCUGGACAGCAAUGGUGUACAGUCCAAGGCCAGGUGGACCAGAAGAAUUUUCUCUCCUAUGACUGUGGCCUGGACAAGGUCAAAUCCUUGAGUGCCCUGGGAGAGAAAGUGAGUGCCACAAUCACCUGGGAAGAGCAGAAAACGGCACUGAGAGAAAUGGGGGAUAUGCUAAAACAUAAACUGGCUGACAUUAAAGCAGAAAAUGACAUGGCCAGGGGUCUGCACAUCCUGGAGGGCAGGAUGUGUCGUCAGCAUAAAUCCAACAGCUCCUGGCAGUUUGGCUUCAAUGGACAGAUGUGGCUCCACUUUGACUCAGACAACAGAAGGUGGAGAGAGAUGCAUUCUGGGUCCAACUGGAUGAAAGAAAUGUGGGAAAAUGACAAGGAGGUGACUGAGUUCUUAUGCAGGUCCUCAAUGGGUGAUUGUAGAACCUGGCUUCAGAAGUUCUUGGUGCAAUGGGAGCCAGAGCUGGAGCCAACAGGACCUUCAAGUGCCAUCAUAGACAGAGUCUCCCAGGAGUCCGCAGCCAGCACCCUUAUCCUCUCGGCCUUGCUCUGGAUCCUCACCUACUUUAUCCACCUAUGCCUCCAGAUCUUCCUGACAGGUUAA